Naegleria fowleri is the source of this 888-nucleotide messenger RNA. RefSeq lists its product as uncharacterized. The record is from RefSeq and is a predicted model, not a curated record. Bases 1 to 888 code for a protein of 295 amino acids. Lineage: Eukaryota; Heterolobosea; Eutetramitea; Acrasida; Naegleriidae. The transcript is spliced from 2 exons.
AUGAAAAGCCUCUUCCGUAGGAGUGUGAGAAAUCCUGAAAGUAUCUCGGCAGUGAUGCCCAAUCAUCAGGGUCAUCAGAAUUUCAAUAACAGUAGUAGUAGUAGUAACAUCAGUACUAUUUCGUCGCCCAAUUCUACAGGCUUACCAGGAUCAAAUUCUUCAUCAUCAUCAUCACCAGGAUUAUCAUUUUCAUUUCUUUUACCGACUGCGGAAAAUUUAGCAAGAGAACCACCCUGUGGGCAUGAGUUAUUGGAAUAUUCAAAUGGUGAUAUGUACGAUGGAGAGGUAAACUUGAAAGGGCAACGACACGGGUCAAGCAAUUGUUGGUUUUCGGAAUAUGCUGAAAGAGAUUAUCCACCAAAUUACAAUACAUCACAACCUGCUAUAAAGCAGUUUACCGGUAAAUGGUUUUCUAAUUUGCCAUGUAUUGAUACACCUGCUGUGAUCCAAUACAGCAAUGGAGAUCGAUACUGUGGUGCUGUAAUGGCAUUCACAGAAGAGCUUUUGGAUGACUCAAAUGUACUAUCAGAAUAUUACAAUCGUAAAACUGUGAGCUCACCUUCCUCGAGUGCGUCUCCUCUACAGUCAUCUAACACCAGUACAAAUAAUUCAAAUUCCUCUAAUUCAAAGAAAAAGAAGUCCCCUUUCUCAUUUAACAGUACAAGUGAAGCAAAUAAUAUUUUCGGUAACAUACCAUCAGGAGAAGAGGGCUUACCAUUCAUCAUGAAGCACGGAGAGGGAGAGUUACAUUAUGCAAACGGAUCAAAAUAUAAUGGAAGUUUCUUGAGAGACAUGCGUGAAGGAUUUGGAGUGAUGAUAGACAUGAAAAAUGAAACUGAAUAUUACGGAAAUUGGAAAGACAAUGAAAAGAAGGUUUCGGUACCAUGA